AUGACCGAACAGCAGGCCGUCUCCAGGAUUGCAGUCCGUUUGCCGCCGUUCUGGCCCGACAACCCGGUACUCUGGUUCGCGCAGGCAGAGGCAAGUUUUGGCUGCGCUGGAAUAACGGCCGAAGCAACUAAAUCUGCGCUGAUUGUGAGCCAGCUCGACCAACGUUACGCAGCCGAGGUGCAGGACAUAAUCACAGCACCGCCCGGGACUGGAGCUUAUGCCAGGCUAAAAUCAGAGUUGAUUCGACGGGUGGCCGCGUUCCAAGAGGACCGGAUACGUCAGGUUCUGACGCAGGAAGAAAUUGGCGACAGGAACCCUUCUCAAUACCUGAGACAUCUACGCAGCAAAGAUGACACCGUUACUGUGCCAGACAGUCUGCUCAGAACGCUGUGGACCAGUAGGUUGCCGCCGCAAAUAAAAGCCAUAAUCGCCUCACAAACAGACAUGCCGCUGGAUGACGUGGCGCAGCUAGCAGACCGGAUUCAGGACGCGAUAACACCGGCUCAGUCAGCGCAGUCGCCGCGUUGGACAACAGUACAAACAGUACCGCGUCCGUAG
Molecule: messenger RNA, 558 nt
Organism: Schistocerca serialis cubense
Lineage: Eukaryota; Metazoa; Arthropoda; Insecta; Orthoptera; Acrididae
Exons: 1
Coding region: 1-558 (185 amino acids)
Source: RefSeq, a predicted model, not a curated record